This is a messenger RNA of Tachysurus fulvidraco (yellow catfish), 3500 nucleotides long. RefSeq names its product pendrin-like. Gene Ontology annotation, cellular component: membrane. Gene Ontology annotation, molecular function: chloride transmembrane transporter activity; sulfate transmembrane transporter activity; bicarbonate transmembrane transporter activity. NCBI's taxonomy places the organism in Eukaryota, Metazoa, Chordata, Actinopteri, Siluriformes, Bagridae. The record is from RefSeq and is a predicted model, not a curated record. The transcript has 21 exons. Bases 255 to 2588 code for a protein of 777 amino acids. Gene Ontology annotation, biological process: transmembrane transport.
GGUAAACAGAUAGAACAAGAAGUUAAAUAAGAGAGAGAGAGAGAGAGAGAGAGAGAGAGAGAGAAGAGAGGAUAAAAUAAGAAAAUAAGAACAGUAACAAGAACAAAAGAGUGAAGCUGCAUUUAUUGGAAAUAUGGCAUUUGCACAUUACAUUGAGCACAUAUUCAAGUAAAUUUCAGUGAAGUGAUGGAUGAUUAACAGUUUGUCAAUCGGAUGAAAGAAGAUCAGAUUUGAAUUGACAGGUUAUCUUCAAGAUGGACAGCCAGAACCAAUAUAAUGUCUCACGGCCCAUCUACUCCGUACGCGCCUUUGAACAUGUUAACGAAAGGCAAGCCAGAGAGAGAAAGACCAUCAAAGAAAGGCUCAGUAAUUCCUGCAGAUGCUCUGCAAAACGGGUUGUAGGGCUGAUUAAGGGAUUUUUCCCAAUCCUUGAAUGGCUCCCAGCAUAUCAACUCAGGGAAUGGAUUGCUGGUGAAAUUGUAGCAGGAAUCACAACGGGUAUGGUGUGUGCUCUGCAAGGAUUGGCCUACUCACUGCUGGUUAAUGUCGGUCCUGUAUAUGGACUUUAUGCUGCUUUUUUCCCAAUUCUCCCCUACUUCAUUUUGGGGACCUCUAGACAUCUAUCUGUAGGCCCAUUUCCAGUCACCUGUCUGAUGAUGGGAUCAGUGGUGUUGAAUCUUGCUCCUGAUGAACUGUUCAUGAUACCAGGGAAUGGGACAGCAGUGAAUGGAACAGUGGCAAUGGUGGUGAAUACUGCAGAAAGAGACGCAAAGAGACUGGCAUUAGCUACCACUAUGACUGUCCUGAUUGGACUGUUUCAGUUGGCCAUGGGUGUGGCACAGGUGGGAUUCUUGGUGCGUUAUCUGUCUGACCCAUUGGUAGGAGGGUUCACUACAGCAGCAGCUUGCUCUGUAGUAGUCUCGCAGCUCAAACUGAUAUUUAAUGUUCCCACUGGUAACUACAAUAGCGUCCUGGCUCUUUUUUAUACUAUCGGGGACGUAUUUAAAAACAUCAAGAAAGCCAACAUGGUUGACCUGAUUGCUGCAGUAGUGACUAUUAUUGUUGUUGUGCUUGUAAAAGAGUUCAACGCCAGAUUUCAGAAAAAUCUUCCAGUGCCUAUUCCUAUUGAAGUGAUAGUGACAGUUAUUGAUUCCGGGGUUUCUUAUGCACUUGACCUUCGCAACAAUUAUGGUUCUGGCAUCAUUCAAACUAUCCCAAGAGGAUUUGUUCCACCUCAACCCCCAGAUGUAUCACUCUUUAGCAGUUUUGUGGGCCCAAGCUUUUCCACAGCAGUAGUAUCUUAUGCCAUAGCAAUAUCAGUGGCUAAAGUUUACGCAGCAAAACAUGACCUUGUAGUUGAUGGAAAUCAGGAACUGAUAGCCUUUGGAUUCAGCAAUGUUGUCUGUGGCAGUUUUGGUGGCUUUGUGGCUACCACUGCACUCUCACGUACAGCAAUACAGGAGAGCACAGGAGGCAAAACUCAGGUAGCAUCAAUAAUUUCAGCUCUGCUAGUGCUGAUAGUGAUUGUGGCUCUUGGGCCUUUACUUCAGCCUCUCCAAAAGUCAGUGCUGGGCGCCAUCGUAGUUUCCAACCUGAAAGGCAUGCUUAUGCAGUUCAAUGAUGUGCCCAUAUUAUGGAGGAAGAAUAGGACCGAUUGUAUUAUUUGGGUGUUUACAUUCAUUGCCUGUAUCCUGCUGGGGCUGGAUAUCGGUUUGCUGGCUGGCCUAGUGUUUGAGCUUGCCACUGUGGUUGCCAGGACACAGUUCCCAUCCUGUUCAACACUUGGAAAUAUACCCAGUACAGACAUCUACAAGAAUAUGAAAGACUAUAAAAAUAUUGUUGCAUGUCCAGGAACAAAGAUUUUCAAGUGUUCUGCACCAAUAUAUUUUGCCAAUAUUGAUCAUCUGAAAAACCGGAUAAAGCAUAUAGUGGGAUUUGAUGCAGUGCAAGUGUUUAAGAAAAGGAACAAAGCAUUAAAGAAGAUUCAUGGUCUAAUCAAGAAGGGAAAGCUUAAAGUCACAGAGAAUGGCCUGGUGUCAGUAGAACAGCUGGGUGUGACCAAUGAGGGGUAUGAGAACGAGCAGGACCCUCAACAGGUGGAAGGUAAACCACAGCAGGAAGUGGAGAAUGAAGUUCGGACAGACGUGGAUAUAGAGGUGCAAGUGGAUUGGACGGCUGCACUGCCUGUAAAUGUCACAGUCCCCAAAGUUGACAUUCACAGCUUGGUGAUGGACUUCACUGCAGUCUCCUUCAUAGAUGUGAUGGCUGGAAAGUGUCUUAAACUGAUAAUAAAGGAAUUUUUACGCAUUGGAGUCAAUAUAUAUAUUGCUGGCUGUGAUGAUGAAAUUAUCAUGAAGAUGGAGUCAAUGGGCUUCUUUGAUGCAAUGGUGCACAGAGGCAUGCUCUUCCACUCUGUCCAUGAUGCUAUUCUCUACAUCAAGAUGGAAACUGCUAGUGAUAUCACAGACGACCCGAUGUUAGAUAAGAUCUCACAGCUACAGGAUGACAAAGUACCUUACAUUGAUGACGAAGACUUGAUUGAGACCUAUGACAACCAGCGCUUGGCUAUCCAUGGGCUCUCAUGUUGAGCCUGAACUGAUGUUUUCUGAACCUAUGAAAAAGCCAACAAAGUCUUCCAACCAAAGAAAUUGAUUCAGAUAACAGAUUUUCUGAGACAAAUCACCAUUAAACCUUUAAAUUGUCUGCUUACUUAUUAGUCUUAAAACAUAUUAUUCAGGAAGUCAUAUGAAUUAUUGUAUAACUACAGUGAAACUAAUAUAAAGACUGUGUUUAUAAAUGGUAGAACCAUAUUCUUUUUGUUCAGGGAGUUUAAGGGGGUUAGAAGUAUUAUGAGUCUUAAUGUGAUAUAAUAUGCUUAGGAGCUUUAUUUAAUUAUCUUAUUAUUUUUGUAAGCACUCUUCUGAUAUGUACUGAAAUUUCAGCUGUACCUGAUACAAAUAAUCAUGCAGUUGUUACUGUUUAAUAUUUAAGAAAUUUUGUAGACAAUAUACAGCAUCAAACAUGUUGAGGUAUUUGCAGCACUUUUUCACUUUCACCUCCACUCUCUGUGCGAACCCCUUUCUUUCCUUUAUAUUGCAUAAUAUGCAACAUUCAAUAUAUGCACUGUUCUUGCCUUACAGUAUAAUGUUUUCUUCGGACUACCAAGCAUCAUUACAUACAAUAAUAUAUUCUAUAUUUCCCUCUUUUUAAUAUUUGUAAGAUCGUUCUGCCAUGCCCAUUUUAAUUGCUAUCAAGCAGGAUAUUAUUUCAGGCUGUACUUAGUUCAUUUCUGCAUCUAGUAAACUAUUCAUUCAGUUACCUUUCUGUUUUAGUACAUUCCUGCUUACUUUUGCUAUUAUUACAUCCUUCUUUAAUUUAAAAAAAUAUACCAACAAACGCAUUUAGUUAUCUCUUUUUUGUUAUUUUUUAUAAUCCAUACAUUGUCACUUUAUUCUAUUUCUUCUGUUAUUGCAAUCCUAAAUAAAACUUAUUUAGCUUCA